Messenger RNA from Tyto alba (common barn owl), 2301 nucleotides. Its product is annotated as sodium/iodide cotransporter-like. Gene Ontology annotation, biological process: iodide transmembrane transport; sodium ion transport. Lineage: Eukaryota; Metazoa; Chordata; Aves; Strigiformes; Tytonidae. Bases 1 to 2301 code for a protein of 766 amino acids. Gene Ontology annotation, molecular function: symporter activity. Gene Ontology annotation, cellular component: membrane. The record is from RefSeq and is a predicted model, not a curated record. The transcript has 16 exons.
AUGAGGAAGCCGGACCAGCCCCACGCCCAGAGGCCACAUAUUCCCCACGGCCAGAGCCUUCCCGCCAUCCCCACGCUCACAAAGGGCCCCCGCCGGCUCCAUCCUCCCCGCCAAGGGUCCCUCCCCGACGCCUUGAACCUGCCUCCCGCCCUCGCCCGCCCCACGGGGCUGGAGGAGCUCGAGGCGCCGCCGGCCCCUCGCCACGGCCCCACUCGCCCCUCCGACGCCUCAACGCCCGCCGAGGACAUCGCAGCAGCCUCCGCCGACCCGCCGGACCCCCCACAUCCCCAGGGACCCCCCACCAGGCAGCCCCUUGCUCUCCUCCUUGCUGCCUCAGCACCGGGUGCUUGCUGGGCCGCGGGUAGCUGCCUGCAAACGAGCUGCUUUUUUUCUGGGUGCCCUGCAGCAGCCACGCUGGCCCCGCCGGGGAGCCUGGAGCUGUGGGUGCCGGAGCGGCUCACCUUCAGCCUCUGGGACUACGGGGUCUUCGGCCUCAUGCUACUCAUCUCCACCGGCAUCGGGCUCUUCCACGGCCUCGCCAAAGGCGGCCAGAAAACCUCAGAGGAUUUUUUCACGGGGGGACGACGGAUGUCGGCGCUGCCCGUGGGGCUCUCGCUCUCGGCCAGCUUCAUGUCGGCCAUCCAGGUGCUGGGGGUGCCGGCAGAGGCGUACCGCUACGGAGCCAAAUUCCUCUGGAUGUGCCUGGCGCAGCUGCUCAACACGCUGCUCACCGCUCAGUUCUUCCUCCCCAUCUUCUACCGCCUGGGGCUCACCAGCACCUACGAGUACCUGGAGCGGCGGUUCAGCAGGAGCGUCCGGCUGUGCGGGACCGUGCAGUACGUGGUGGCCACGACGCUGUACACGGGGAUCGUCAUCUACGCCCCAGCCCUGAUCCUCAACCAAGUGACCGGGUUGGACAUUUGGGCGUCCCUGCUCUCCACCGGCAUCAUCUGCACCUUCUACACCACCAUAGGCGGGAUGAAGGCUGUCAUCUGGACGGACGUCUUCCAGGUCUUCGUGAUGCUCUCUGGCUUCAUCGCCAUCAUCAUCCGGGGGGUGCUGCUGGUGGGGGGUCCCGCCAGGGUGCUGGGCAUCGCUGCCAACGGCUCCAGGGUGAACUUCGGCGACUUCAACCCGGACCCGCGGAGCCGGUACACGGUCUGGACCUUCCUGCUGGGCGGCACGCUGGUCUGGCUCUCCAUGUACGGCGUCAACCAGGCCCAGGUCCAGCGCUACGUGGCCUGCAGGACCGAGAGGGAGGCCAGGAUGGCGCUGCUGGUGAAUCAAGUGGGGCUCUUCUGCAUCGUCUCCAGCGCGGUGGCCUGUGGCCUUGUGAUGUUUGCGCUCUACAAGGACUGCGACCCGCUUCUCGCUGGCUACAUCUCGGCCCCCGACCAGUACAUGCCCUACUUGGUCCUUGACAUCUUCGAGACGUCCCCGGGGGUGCCGGGGCUGUUCCUGGCCUGUGCCUACAGUGGGACCCUCAGCACGGCCUCCACCAGCAUCAACGCCAUGGCAGCCGUCACCGUCGAGGACCUCGUCAAGCCCAGGAUGCCCACGCUGUCACCGCGGAGGCUCACCCUUAUCUCCAAGGGGCUGUCGCUCAUCUACGGCACCUCGUGCAUCACGGUGGCAGCUCUGGCCUCGCUGCUGGGCGGCGGUGUGCUGCAGGGCUCCUUCACCGUCAUGGGGGUGAUCAGCGGCCCGCUGCUGGGGGCCUUUGUCCUGGGCAUGUUCCUACCAAUGUGCAGCACGGCCGGCGUGCUGGGGGGCCUGGGCACCGGCUUCGCCCUCUCCUUCUGGGUGGCGGUGGGGGGCACCCUGUACCCCCCCAGCGCGGCGGCCGCGGGGGUGCUGCCCACCUCCGGAGCCCUCUGCCCGCUCUACAACCGCAGUGCCGGCGCCAACCGCAGCAUCCUGCUGGGACCCCUGCCCCCCCGCCACGACCCGCCGGCACCAGCACGGCCAGCCAUCCUGGGGGAUUUCUACGCCAUCUCCUACCUGUACUACGGGGCACUGGGGACCCUCACCACGGUGGCGGUGGGGGUCCUGCUCAGCUCCCUGCCAGCAGGGCUGACCAAGCGGACACGGCUGCCCCCAGGCGUGCUGUGGUGGGACAUCACGAAGCAGACAUCCUCGGUGGCCCCCACGGGUGUCAAGACCCCCGGGGAAGAGCCCCUGGGCAAGGGCGAAGCCCCCCAGGCACUGGUGGCGAGGCCGGAGAGGGAGGAUGCCCCCCACUGUAUCCCCCCCAAGCCCCCCACUGCCACCGACCUCCUGCUGCAGGAGACCCACGUGUAG